AUGCGCACAGGGCUCUCAGACAGCCUUGACCACAUUGACGACUCUCGCAAGACCGCCAUCAUCGACCAUGAGCUCGACCGACUCAAUAGCGCAGAAGAGACCCGAGAACAUGGCGAUGGCUUUGCAGUGAAAAACACCCUGAUUGCCACAACUGUACCACCAACAGGAGGCUCCGAACGCAUCCUUGCCAUCCGUAUAUCCACCAGCAGUGGACCAGCCAAUCUGUUGAGCGUUUACGCCCCAACCCUCUGCUCUCCCCCUGAGUCAAAAGACAAGUUCUAUGAGGAGCUUGACACUGCCAUCAGCACCAUCCCAAAGAACGAGCACCUGUUCCUCCUGGGGGACUUCAAUGCUAGGGUUGGCGCCGACCACGAAUCCUGGCCAGACUGCCUUGGACACUUUGGAGUGGGGAGUAUGAACGAGAAUGGGCAGAGACUGCUAGAGUUGUGCUGCUAUCAUCAGCUCUGCAUCACCAACACCUUUUUCCAGACUAAGCCAUUGCACAGGGUCUCCUGGAGACACCCAAGAUCCAAACGCUGGCACCAGCUCGACCUCAUCAUCACGAGACGAGAGACACUCAACUUUGUCCACUUCACCCGCACUUUUCAUAGCGCGGACUGUGACACGGACCACUCCCUCGUCCUCAGUAAGGUCAAGCUACAGCCCAGGCAGAUCCACCAUGCCAAGCAGAAGGCACGUCCCCGCAUCAACGCCAGCCGCUCCAUAAAUCCAACUGUCACCCAGCUCUUCCUCACCUCACUUGAUCAAGCACUCUCCUCCUCCAAUCAGCAAAGUGCUGUGGACAAGUGGAACUGCCUGCGUGACACCAUUUAUGACCAAGCCCUCGCAGCAUAUGACAAGAAAGUGAGGAAAAAUGCAGACUGGUUUGAGGCCAAUGGAGCGGAGAUGGAGCCAGUUAUCGAGGUCAAGCGCACCGCCUUCCUCAAGUACAAAGAUAAUCCAUCGACGAGGAACCUUGAGGCUCUUAGAAAAGCUAGGGGCAAGGCCCAGCAAACAGCACGACGCUGCGCAAACAACUACUGGCUCAAACUCUCCUCCCGCAUACAAGCCGCUUCCGACGCAGGUGACAUCAGGGGUAUGUACGAGGGGAUCAAGCAAGCCACAGGUCCCUCCAUCAAAAAAACAGCGCCUCUGAAAUCCAAGUCCGGUGAAGUCAUCACCGACAGCAGCAAACAGAUGGAAAGGUGGGCUGAGCACUACAUGGAGUUAUAUGCCACAGAAAACACAGUGUCAGAGGAGGCUCUGAAUGGCAUCGCAAACAUGCCUGUGAUGGAGGAACUUGACACGGACCCCACGCAAGAGGAGCUCAGCAAAGCCAUUGACAGCCUCGCUUGCGGCAAGGCCCCAGGUGCUGAUGGGAUAACACCUGACAUCAUCCAACUUGGGAAACCAACCCUUUUGCCACAUCUUCACGACUUCCUCUGCCUUUGCUGGAAUGAAGGAGCCGUCCCCCAGGACAUGCGUGACGCCAAAAUCGUCACCCUGUACAAGAACAAGGGCGACCGCAGCGACUGUAACAACUACCGCGGCAUCUCUCUGCUCAGCACUGUGGGGAAGGUCUUCGCACGCGUUGCCCUUAUCAGGCUCCAGCUUCUGGCGGAGCGCGUCUACCCUGAGACACAGUGUGGCUUCAGGGCAGCAAGAUCCACGGUGGACAUGAUCUUCACCCUUCGACAACUGCAGGAGAAAUGCCGUGAACAGAGGAGACCUUUGUAUCUCGCUUUCGUCGACCUCACAAAGGCCUUCGACCUUGUUAGCAGAGAUGGUCUCUUCAAGCUGCUUGCUAAGAUUGGUUGCCCUCCAAAACUUCUCAGCAUCGUGACAUCAUUUUACAACAACAUGCAGGGUUCAGUCUGUUGUGAUGGAGAAACUUCAGAGGCCUUCCCAAUCCGCAGCGGAGUGAAGCAGGGCUGUGUUCUUGCACCGACCCUCUUCGGGAUUUUCUUCUCUCUCCUGCUGUCGUUUGCAUUUGGCUCAUCCCCUGAAGGCGUCUACCUACCCUCAAGAGCUGAUGGCAAACUCUUCAACCUUGCCCGCCUUAGGUCCAAGACGAAAGUGACCAGUGUACUCCUGAGGGAAAUGCUAUUUGCAGAUGAUGCAUCUCUAGCAUCACACACAGAGACAGGGCUCCAGCAGUUGGUGGACAGGCUCUCUUAUGCAUGCAAGGAGUUCGCCCUUACCAUCAGCAUUAAGAAGACCCAUGUCAUGGGCCAAGAAGUCGAAACCCCACCCUCCAUCUCUAUUGACAACAAGACCCUAGACUGUGUGGGCACCUUCACUUACCUCGGAUCAACAGUCGCCAGCAACCUGUCACUUGACGCAGAAUUGAGCACCCGUCUUGCCAGGGCCGCCACAGUGAUGGCCAGGCUGGCAAAGAGAGUGUGGUCUAACAAGAACCUAACUGUGCGCACAAAACUCCAGGUCUACCAAGCAUGCGUCAUCAGCACUCUGCUAUACAGCAGUGAGGCCUGGACCACCUACACCAGACAAGAAAAACGGCUGAACAGCUUCCACCUGCGCUGCCUACGCCGCAUCCUUGGCAUCAAAUGGCAGGACAAAGUCCCCAACACGGAAGUCUUGGAACGUGCCCACUCCACCAGCAUGUUCGCCAUGUUGAGCCAGCGCCGCCUCAGAUGGCUCGGUCACGUCCACAGGAUGGACUCCGGUCGUCUUCCAAGGGCCAUCCUGUAUGGCGAGCUUUCGUCAGGCUCCAGGCCAAUUGGUCGUCCGAACCUACGAUUCAAGGACGUCUGUAAACGCGACAUGAGGCAGGCUGGCAUAGACCCCAACAGCUGGGAGGAAGCCGCCCAGGAUCGCAGUGCUUGGAGGCAGACAGUUGCCGCAGGGAUCCACCGCGCUGAAGAGAGGCGCACCUCCUUGCUGCAGGAGAAGAGGCAGAGGAGGAAAUUGCGAGUAGCAGCCCCCAGCCCUGAGUCAGUCCCCUCUCCUUUCGUCUGCGCUAAUUGCGGCAGAGACUGUCAUGCAAGAAUUGGACUGCUCAGCCACAGCCGCCGCUGCAACAAAGACGACAAUCCCCCGGGCGCAGUCCAUCGUCAGUAUUGA
Molecule: messenger RNA, 3084 nt
Organism: Patiria miniata (bat star)
Lineage: Eukaryota; Metazoa; Echinodermata; Asteroidea; Valvatida; Asterinidae
Exons: 2
Coding region: 1-3084 (1027 amino acids)
Source: RefSeq, a predicted model, not a curated record